AUGGACUAUCCUGAGGAUGUCUCUGGUCAAGCUCCCUCUUCCGGGGAGUUUGCCUAUCCCGACAUUGACGAAACCAUUCAAUACCCCUGGCAAGGCAGUCAGCCACCGGCCUCAGGUGAACCCGCCGUUCAAUCAGUAAUAGACCCGCGACUGUACAGAGGUCUUUUCACUGGUAGCGAAUCGCAAGCGCCAGAGCAAGCGCAUGAUGAUCGUUCUGGUCUGGAUGAUAGUGGUGAGGACUCCUCUUUUGAGCUGUCCUCCUCCGAAGAAGAAUCAACGGAAGAAGAACUUUCAGAUGAUGGCGUUGAAGGCUCGGAUGAAGAUGAGGAAUAUUCCCGGAGAAGGCGAGCUCGACGCUCCGGUCGGUUCUCUGGUCGUUAUGGCGCUCGAGGUGGUAAGGGUAUCAAGCGCGGCCCUCGCAAGCCCAUAGAGCCCAGCCCAGAGUUCAAGAUGUUGCACUCUGAAGCAACAUCUGCCUUUAUUGAUGGAGAUUAUGACCGUGCCAUCGAUCUGGUUAAGCGUGCAAUUCAGGUCAAUCCAGAAAUGUUCGCCGCCCACUCCCUUCUUUCCGAAAUCUUCCUGUCUCGGGGCGAGAAAGACAAAGCUGUCACGGCACUAUUCAGUGGUGCUCACACCCGACCAAGAGAUGCCGGUGUAUGGGCCAAGGUGGCAAGAAUGAUCUUGGAUCAGGCAGGCGAUGAUAGGCAGGGCGCAUUGAACGAUGUUCUCUACUGUUACAGUCGUGUAGUGGAGAUUGACCCUCAGAACUUCAAUGCUCGCUUCCAGCGAGCUGCUAUCUAUCGAGAACUUGGUCAUAAUGGGAGGGUGAUCACUGAGUACGAGAGGAUUCUUAAAGACAUUCCGCACAACAUACGGGCGCUUCGACUUCUCGUGGAGGUUUAUAUAGAUCAAAGUGAGUAUCAAAAGGCCGCUGACCACUGGUCAAAGAGCAUCCAGCAUUUUAUGACUCGAGCACCUGAAAAGACUCCGGAUUUCACCUGGUCCGACACCAACAUUUAUAUCGAGCUUUACGCCUACCUUGGGCAACACGCCGAAGGGCUCAAAGCCCUAAAAUCAGUCUCUCGAUGGCUUUUGGGGCGCAAAGACGACACAAUGUGGCAAGAAUUUGACGAAGACGAUCGCGAAUGGGACGCCGACGACUCUCCUCGAAGGAUCAAGGCGGAUGGUUAUGUCCCGAAACGGUGGCCGCGCGACUCCUAUGGUCUGGGUCUACCACUUGAACUCCGCAUCAAAAUGGGUAUCUUUCGCCUAAAGCUUGGAGGUCGCAAUGUCGAAGAAGCCCUUCACCAUUUUGAGUGGCUUAAUCCAGAAGAUACCUCCGAAGGCGCCCGACUGCACGAUUAUGGGGACCUCUUCCGCGAAGUAGCCGAUGCGCUCAAGGAAGCCGAGAUGUUAGAGGAGGCGCUCAGCUUCUAUACACCUAUCCAAUAUACCGACGAAUACGCUGAUGUCGGUUAUUUCAUGGCUAUGGGAGAUUGCUGCAGGCUUCUAGGUAAACUCGAAGAUGCCGAGAACUGCUACCUGACGGUUGCCGAUUAUGAUGCGAGGAACAUCGAAUCACGAGUGCAACUCGCCAAACUGUACGAGGCCAUCGGGAUGACUGAACAGGCACUCAAGUAUGUCAACGAUGCCGUGCUUCUAGGCAGACAGGAGACCAGGAGUCACCGUCGACGGAAAGACACGCGGCUUGAGGAACUUGCAAGAGAAUUCAAAUCUGUGGACAUUUCCGCAGAGCCCGAAGCAGAAGACCAGGAAGGCCCGCCCGCCGAUUCUGGUCCUGCAGCUCUUCUUGGUACCAAGUCUGGUGCGGAAGGUGAAUCGGAAAGGACAGAGAAUAUGCAAUUUCUCUUCCGCAAGCUGCUGCAACUGGAACCUACCAUGCAAGCCGGGGAUGGAGAAGCCACUGAAGACUGGCUCGAUAUUGCUGAUGCCCUCCUGCGUGAAUUCCGAGCAAAUAGGGCCUUCUACCCCCUUCAGCGCAAUGUGGUGUUCCUUGGAUACACCAAUAGAACCGGGAAGAAAACACUGUUGGACGAAAUGCAAGAGAUGGCUGGUCGUCUUCAAGAGUCUUUGGGAACCACUGAGGAGCCUCUGCAAACCGCCAUCCCUACGGACUACCACGGGAUUACGUUCGAAGAAUGGCUAGACCUAUUCCUGCAGUACAGUCUGGUGGUAGCAGGGCAAAAUGAGCCUGACGAAGCGUAUGACACUCUCACCGCUGCUGCGGAUGCAAAUGUGUGGUAUCACUCGAAGGACAGUACCCGUUUGAUACAUGUUUGCUGGUUCACUUGUGCACUUCGAGCAAAGGACGAGGAAACUCUCGCAAACGAGGCGCGUUGGUUUAUCAAGGAGUACCAAUUCGUAACAGACACAUACCGUCUAUUUGCUACACUCAGUUGCCUCAUCGGAGAUCCUCACAGAUCCCUCUUUCACUCCUCACCCAACAUGAAGUUCAUGCUCCGACAAAUCAAAGCCAUAGACUUUACACUCCCCGAUGAAGUGACCGGCUCACGUCCAACAAGACAAGUCCGCGAGUCAAUCUACAAGGAGCGUGCCGCCUUAUCAACAAGAGACGACACGGGCGAAGCUAUCCCAGCCGACGAGAUGGACGUCGCCCUCCUAGUCCUGUACGGACACAUCCUCUACUCCGGCAACAGCUUCUACCCUGCCCUCAACUACUUCUUCCGCGCCUACGCCCUAGAUGAUCAAAACCCAGCCGUCCUCCUCUCCAUCGCCCUCUGCUACAUCCACCACUCUAUGAAACGACAGUCCGAGAACCGCCACUACCAUAUUAUGCAGGGUCUCUCUUUCAUGAGCGAGUACAGACGCAUCCGCGAACGCCCAGGAAGCCUUCCCGUCGAGCGACAAGAGAUGGAGUUCAACUUCGCCCGCGUCUGGCAUACCCUCGGCCUCGCGCACCUCGCCGUCGAAGGCUACCAGCGCGUCCUCGACCUAGGCAAGCAAAUCCAAGCCCAAUCUCGGGGCCAGCUUCCCGCCAAAGCAUCCACAGGCGCAUCACCACCAGCGCAAGCAACAACAGCAGACGGUGACACGGACGUGCCCAUGACCGACGUCGACCCGGCUAUCAGCGGCGUGGCGGCAUCGCCUUCCUUCGUCGAGGACUUCUCACGCGAGGCAGCGUUCGCCCUGCAAACGCUCCACGCCCUGAACGGCGACUUCCAAUCAGCGAGGGCGAUCACCGCGACUUGGCUCGUGAUCUGA
Messenger RNA from Aspergillus calidoustus, 3243 nucleotides. The record is from the annotation of a GenBank genome assembly. Lineage: Eukaryota; Fungi; Ascomycota; Eurotiomycetes; Eurotiales; Aspergillaceae.